Molecule: messenger RNA, 803 nt
Organism: Camellia sinensis
Lineage: Eukaryota; Viridiplantae; Streptophyta; Magnoliopsida; Ericales; Theaceae
Source: RefSeq, a predicted model, not a curated record
AUGGGAAGAGGAAAAAUUGUCAUCAGAAGAAUUGAUAAUUCGACUAGCAGGCAAGUGACUUUCUCAAAGCGCAGAAAUGGAUUGCUUAAGAAAGCCAAGGAACUAUCAAUUCUUUGUGAUGCCGAAGUUGGAGUGACUGUCAUCUCCAGUAUUGGGAGGCUCUAUGAAUUUGCAAGCCCCAGCAUGAGAUCAAUAUUUGAACGAUACAACAAUGAGCAGGAGAAUCAUCAGCUUUUGAGUCCUACUUCAGAAGCCAAGCUUUGGCAAAGGGAGGCAGAAAGCUUAAGGCAACAGUUAAACUACUUGCAAGAAAGCCACAGAAAAUUGACGGGAGAAGAACUUUCGGAUUUGAGUGUGGAAGAUCUGGAAAGUCUGGAAGGCCAAUUGGAAACGAGCUUGAAGGGUAUCCGAACAAAAAAGCACCAAAUUUUAACUGAAGAAAUACAAGGAUUAAACCACCAGGGAGUUAUUAGUCAUCAAGAAAAUAUGAAAUUGUAUAAGGAGGUUAAUGUCCUGCAACGAGAAAAUGCAGAAUUACAUAAAAAGGUUUAUGGAGCAAAUGACAUAAACAGAAGUUCCUUCAAACCAUAUGGUUGCAGCAAUGGAUAUGACUUACAUGUACCUAUACAACUGCAACUAAGCCAACCGCAACAAACGCACAAUGAAACACCAGAAACGCAAGGAAUCUAGGGUAAUCUUUCUGCUAGGUACUCUGAAGAAUUAAAUCAGAAACUAACAGUACCAGAUCAUAUUCUUUUAACAUUAAUUCUGUCACAUCUUCCAAAUCACAGAUGAUUACAACU